GUAAAGUGUUGCAAGUGGAAGAUGACCUGGUGAUUUCUUUCCAGUUGUUGCUAUGUGUCUUAGUUUAUUUUAUCAAACUGUCACCUCCUGCUAUGCUCAAGGAACCAUACAAGUCUGCUGUGACUGCAGUGGCUGUUAAUGGUUCAGCUCGAACUCCAAGAAGAGGUCAGAACAGGAAUACACGUACUUCAAAGCAAAUUGAUACCGAUACAAAAGUUAUUGAAGUCCUUUGUAAAGAGCAUGAUUGUAAUUUAGAUGAGGUCAAAAAUGUGUAUUUCACAAGCUUUAUUCCUUUCUUGAGUUCUAUUGGUAUUGUAGCUUCAAAUGGACUACCAGAGGUUGAGGUUCUCUCGAAACAGUAUGAUGAGCUCUAUCUCAAAAACAAAGAUAUAGAUGCAAGAUUAUUUCUGGACCAUGAUGAAACUCUACAGCCUGAUGUCAUACCAUGCUCACAGUUGGAGAGGACACCAGUAAAAAACAAUCCAGAUGAGGAACUUAAUUUUAUACUUCCGCAGACUCCUGUUCGAGCUGCAAUGAAUAACAUUCAGCAAUUGAUUAUGAUUUUAAACUCUGCAACUGAUAAACCAUCAGAUACUCUCAUCAUAUAUUUCAAUAAUUGCACAGUGAACCCUAAGGAUAGUAUCCUGAAAAGAGUAGAAAGUCUUGAACACAUCUUCAAAAAGAAAUUUGCUGAAGCAGUUGGACAGGGAUGUGCUGAAAUUGGCUCACAGAGAUAUAAGCUUGGAGUACGUCUGUAUUACAGAGUAAUGGAGUCUAUGCUAAAGUCGGAGGAAGAGCGCCUCUCAGUGCAGAAUUUUAGCAAACUUCUGAAUGAUAACGUCUUCCACACGUCUCUUCUGGCUUGUGCUAUUGAGGUUGUCAUGGCUACAUAUGGCAGAAGCGCUUCACAAAGUGAUGGUACCAGUGCUGAAACAGACUUGUCUUUCCCAUGGAUUCUCAAUGUAUUUGACUUAAAAGCUUUUGACUUCUACAAGGUGAUUGAAAGCUUUAUUAAAGCGGAGCCAAGCCUAACAAGGGAAAUGAUAAAGCAUCUGGAACGCUGUGAACAUCGAAUUAUGGAGUCUCUUGCUUGGCAAUCUUUUCGAGAUAACAAGCUGUUAACUGGUCGGAAAGCAAUUGUACUGCGUUGUGUUACGCUAUGGCAAAAAGCAGAAGCUGUUGCUUUGGAGAGCGAGCGCAAGGCAGAAAGAGCUACUCUUCGUGCUUUCCCAAGCUCUUUGAGCUAA
Molecule: messenger RNA, 1247 nt
Organism: Balearica regulorum gibbericeps (East African grey crowned-crane)
Lineage: Eukaryota; Metazoa; Chordata; Aves; Gruiformes; Gruidae
Source: RefSeq, a predicted model, not a curated record